Molecule: messenger RNA, 796 nt
Organism: Linum tenue
Lineage: Eukaryota; Viridiplantae; Streptophyta; Magnoliopsida; Malpighiales; Linaceae
Source: the annotation of a GenBank genome assembly
GCUGAAGGAACAGCAGGUCUACACCAUUAAAAACUUUGAGCUUCACACGACCCAACUGAAAUAUCGCCCCAUUGCCAAUACAUAUAUCAUGUCGUUCUCCCGGAAGACUACUGUUGAGCAUGUUCCCGAUGUCCCUUCCAUUCCUGCCUUCAAAUUCAAAUUCCUCAAAGCAAGUGAGAUGGCAUCUAAAUUGAAUGAUGUGGUCGUCCUCUCAGAUGUUGUUGGGCAAGUAGUACAGCACUCGGAUGCCAUCAAGACAACGAAUCUUGCUAGGAAAACCAUUCGGAAGGAGCUUCAACUGAAACUAAUUGAAGGGGAUGUUGUCAAAGUUAUUAUCUGGGGAAGAGUUGUAGCUGACUUUGAUAAGUUGAUCAAGCCUGGUGAUGAUGAACAAGUCAUACUGGUUGUAACUGCGGUUUCUGUCAAACCCUUCCUAGGUGAACUUUGCUUUAAUUCUUCGGGUUCAACAGUGUUGUAUCCCAACCUUGAUAUCCCAGAAGUAAAGGCUUUCACAACCAGGAAUGUGCAACCACAGCAGCCCGUGUUUGUUGAAUUACCCCCACCCCCCUUCAUCCCUAAUAUUACUCUAUCGGAAUUGCUGGAACUUCAAUUGGACCCUGAUAAUGAGGAAUGUGUGUAUGCUGUUGAAUGCAUAGUCGUAGGAAUCAAGCCAUUUUGGUGUUAUAUGGGCUGUCCAACCUGUGUCCUUAAACCCAUAGAAAGACAUGGAGAAUACUACUGUGUCAAAUGCAACAAGCCAACACCAACAAGAGCUGCCAAAUAUCGUAUACAGCUU